CUUUCGUGUCUCUUCUUUGUCCCAUGGCUCGCGCGUUAGGGUCGGCGAGGAGCUUUUAAGCUCUUAUAGUCCGGUCGGUGAAAGUAUCGUUCAAGGAGAAAAGCUAAAUUGUGCUGUGGAGUGCAUCAGCACCGGACAGCGACGUUGGAACCAUACGAAAAGUGAUCAGCGGUAGAAGACAACACAUCGACGCCCGACGCAUACAUCACUAUGGAAAACACGUCAAAUACUCUGUACCGAGACCUGUACUCCAACGUGGCCAUGUUGAACAACAAUGUGAGCUGUCGGAACUUGGCUGACAAUAACAGCCUCAUGGAUGCAAAAUGUGACAACUUGAGCCAGGACACAACACCCGUGAUAAUCGCAAUUGUUAUCACCGCUCUCUACUCUAUCGUAUGUGUGGUGGGUCUGGUUGGCAACGUGCUCGUCAUGUAUGUCAUUAUCAGGUACACCAAGAUGAAGACAGCCACUAACAUCUACAUCUUUAACCUGGCGCUGGCGGACGCCUUAGUCACCAGCACGCUGCCCUUCCAGAGUGUCAACUUUCUCAUGGGCAGCUGGCCAUUUGAAGAUGUGCUGUGUAAGAUGGUCGUCUCCAUCGACUACUACAACAUGUUCACGAGCAUCUUCACCCUGACCACUAUGAGCAUCGAUCGCUACAUUGCCGUCUGCCAUCCUGUGAAGGCGCUGGACUUCCGCACGCCACGCAAUGCUAAGAUUGUCAACGUGUGUAACUGGAUCUUGUCCUCCGCCAUCGGCCUGCCUGUCAUGUUCAUGGCCUCUACUGUUACCAACCAUGGAGUCACUGACUGCACCUUGCUCUUUCCCCAUCCCUCCUGGUAUUGGGAGACGCUGCUAAAGAUCUGCGUCUUCAUCUUUGCUUUCAUCAUGCCUGUCCUCAUCAUCACUGUGUGCUACGGCCUCAUGAUCCUGCGCCUGAAGAGCGUGCGUAUGCUGUCAGGCUCCAAAGAGAAGGACAGGAACCUGCGGAGGAUCACCCGCAUGGUCUUGGUGGUGGUGGCCGUCUUCAUCAUCUGCUGGACGCCCAUCCACAUCUUUGUCAUCAUCAAAGCCCUGGUCAACAUCCCCAACUCCCUUCUACAGUCAGUCACCUGGCACUUCUGCAUUGCUCUGGGCUACACCAACAGCAGCCUCAAUCCUGUGCUCUACGCCUUCCUGGACGAGAACUUCAAGAGGUGCUUCAGGGAGUUCUGCAUUCCAACCCCGUCUGUUCUGGAGCUGCAGAACUCCUCGCGUGCUCGCCACCCCCAGCGUGAGGGCCCACUGUCCAGCGGGCACACGGUGGAUCAGACUAAUCAGCAGGUAUGACUAGCCAUGGACGUGUCCUCGCUGGACUCACGCCACAGCCAGCCCAACGACGAAUUGAACUCUGAGGUCACACAGGUAACGACAACCCUCUGACAGAAACACACAGAGGGAGAGAGGGGUCUGGAGGGCUCUGGUUCCCUGACGCAUCCGAGCAUUAGCACACACAAACAUGUACACACACACACACACACUGCUACUACGCCACAAACACGGU
Osmerus eperlanus (European smelt) is the source of this 1543-nucleotide messenger RNA. RefSeq names its product opioid receptor, mu 1 (gene oprm1). The coding region runs from base 211 to 1329 and encodes 372 amino acids. Gene Ontology annotation, biological process: sensory perception of pain; G protein-coupled opioid receptor signaling pathway; neuropeptide signaling pathway. NCBI's taxonomy places the organism in Eukaryota, Metazoa, Chordata, Actinopteri, Osmeriformes, Osmeridae. The record is from RefSeq and is a predicted model, not a curated record. Gene Ontology annotation, cellular component: neuron projection; plasma membrane. Gene Ontology annotation, molecular function: neuropeptide binding; G-protein beta-subunit binding; G-protein alpha-subunit binding. The transcript is spliced from 3 exons.